Molecule: messenger RNA, 2762 nt
Organism: Hemibagrus wyckioides
Lineage: Eukaryota; Metazoa; Chordata; Actinopteri; Siluriformes; Bagridae
Gene: adprm
Product: ADP-ribose/CDP-alcohol diphosphatase, manganese-dependent
Exons: 3
Coding region: 269-1243 (324 amino acids)
Molecular function (GO): ADP-ribose diphosphatase activity; manganese ion binding; CDP-glycerol diphosphatase activity
Source: RefSeq, a predicted model, not a curated record
CACUAAGAAGAAGAAGAAGAAGGACAUGAAGCUGUCAUUACAUGUGUCAGAUACUGAAGAAUCCUUCGUCUUAUCUGAGUAGAUGUCUUAAUCGCGUUAAUUAUUACAGUGUAGUUGUCAUGUAUAUAGAGACAUGUCUAGAGCAGCAGUACAGGUUUGUUCAUGAGACAGCUGUUUAGCCGGCGCGUUAUUUUCCACAUGGUUAUUUCCACAUUUCUUUUCAGCACUUUGUUAUCUGAACGCACAAGCUCAGAGAAGAGCUCUGGGGAUGGAGAGCAACGCGACUCCGGUGUUCACCUUCGGUAUAAUCGCCGAUAUUCAGUACGCCGAUUUAAAGGACGGUUAUAAUUAUCACAGAACCAGGAAGCGUUAUUACAGGAACAGCCUGCACCUGUUGAGAAAUGCCAUCAGGCACUGGAAUGAAGAAAAUGUGAAGCCCAGCUUCAUCCUGCAGCUCGGAGACAUCAUUGACGGCUUCAACAGCAAGCACGGUGCAUCAGAGGAAGCUCUGAAAACGGUGAUCGAUGAAUUCAGGAGCUGCUCGGCUCAGGUCCAUCAUGUGUGGGGCAACCACGAGUUCUACAACUUCUCCAGGAGUGACCUGUUCUCCUCUGUGCUUAACAGUGAGGUCAAAGGUGAUGAGGAGAAAGAUGACAGGAUGGAUUACAUCUACGCUUACCAUUUCAGCCCAGCUCCCAAGUUCAGAUUUGUGGUCCUGGAUGCUUACGAUCUGAGUAUCAUUGGCCAGGAGGAAUCGUCUGAGAAGUACAGUCAGUCGUUGGACAUCAUAAAGUCGCACAAUCCUAACGAAGAACUUAAUCAGCCUCCAGGCAUAUAUCCGAUGGAUGAGAGGUUUGUGAAGUUCAACGGAGGAUUCAGUCAAGAUCAGGUCGACUGGCUGGAUAGAGUGUUGACCGGUGCUGAUGAGAAAGGAGAAAAGGUCACGGUUGUGAGUCAUGUUCCUGUUCAUCCUUUCUCCACUUCCUCCAUAUGUCUCGCAUGGAACUAUGAUGAUGUCUUUCCUCUUCUGCAAUCUCACAAGAGCGUGGUGUGUUUCAUGGCUGGACACGACCACGAUGGAGGUUAUUGCGUAGAUUCAUCCGGUAUUCAUCACCUCACACUGGAGGGCCUUAUUGAGACACCGCCAGGCGGUGAUGCUUUCGGCACUGUGUACGUAUAUGAGGACAAGAUGAUCCUCAAAGGUAAAGGGAGGAUCAAGAACAGAGAGCUAUUGUAUCGAUGAGGAAGGGUGAAUAGAUUUAAAAUAGCAUUAAUAUGUUUCUCUAUACAAUAUUUAUUUAACUCAUAUAUUCUGUUUAGGGUCUAAAAAAACAUGUGGUGUGAAGGGUAAAGCUGACUCUCUAUUACAAACACGCACACAAAAUGCCCACAGCUCUCUGCUGUGAAAAUGACAAGCAUAAAAACCCAUUUCUUUUGCUGAGGUUCUGGAAAUGUGCCUUUUGUAGUAGUGAAAGUGAUCAGGAAAGUGAACAAUCUGACAAUGAAGAAUCCUGAUUAUGACAGAUCCUCCUUCUGAGAGUGAUCUUUUAUUUAUUUCUGAAGUAUAUCAAACCCAUGUUGCUCAGUUAUGUAGAUCAGAUUCCUUCUCAUCUUAAAAAUGAUAAUUGUCAUGGUCUGUAUCUCUGCCUGAGAGACGAGGCAGACUCAGUGUGGAAAAAUCCACUGCUUCCAAGCCCCAGCAGAUAUCCUGCCAGCUGUGUUACAAACCAAAGUCAGCUUUUGAGUUAUACAUCACAUCUCUAAUAGAAAGUGUUGUUAUAGAGAUGACAGAGUAAAUUGGGCCGAUAAUUCUGGCAGAAGCAUAUGUACAGGUAUCUAUGUGACAUGGUAUGAAAUUAAAAAUGAAUUACAACAGUGGUGUAUAGGAUAUCUGGUCAGGCCUUUGUGAAGCCUUAAACAGAGAGGGGAAAGCAUUAUAUUAGAUCACAGCCACUGUCAGAGAUCCAAACUGAGGCUGAACCUCCUAAUACACUGAAGGUAGCAGCAUUUCUAAAACAAACACAAACAUACACAAACUCUUUGUGCAAAGUAAAGCUUUAUUUGAGUGUUACCUCCAUCCAUCCUUUCUGGGCUAGAAACAAGCAGUCAGUUAGGAUGUGAAUCUUGAUGUACUGUAAAUGUAUACAUAGUUUGUCUUAAUGUCUUUCAGGUGUAAAGCAUUUUGUGUGUGUGUGUGUGUGUGUGUGUGUCAGUCAGUCAGUUAGGGGCUUAGUAUUCAUUGGAAAUUUAACCAGGGUUAGUUUGCCUGUUGUUAUAGUAUUUGGGCUACUUUUUAUUUAAAUUUAUUAAUUUCACAAAUUUCAUUUCCAAAAUCUGUGAAGUUUUCUUCACUCUCUCUAUAUUCACAUACAGCCCAGUGACAUACCCUGUUUGCCUGAAUAGUAAAUUAUGGUAAUUUACAUGAUAUUUUACCUUUUUGAAAAUUGCAAGUGCAGUUUGUUAGAAAAGUGAAACUUGAAGUCUCUGAUAUAGUGGUAUGGAGUGAUCUAAGCUGUUUGGAAGAAAAACGGUAAAGCUUUACUACACUUUUUUUUUUUUUAUUAUUUAACACUUGUAACACUGGGGUCUCUGGGACCCCAAAUACAUAAACCCAGUCAUUUAUCAAAUCAUGUUUUAAUGACAAAGAAAAAAAACUGACCCAUACACUUACAGAAUAUUAUAUGUUGGAGAAUUUUAUUUUACUAUUUAUAUUUUUAUAAGUGUGAAUAAUGAAUGAUGUGCAUUAAAGAAAACAAAUAUAA